Messenger RNA from Rubroshorea leprosula, 1817 nucleotides. The record is from the annotation of a GenBank genome assembly. NCBI's taxonomy places the organism in Eukaryota, Viridiplantae, Streptophyta, Magnoliopsida, Malvales, Dipterocarpaceae.
UCUCCUUUACCAAAUCGAAGCUCCGGCGAGAACAAACAGAGAAGAAGAAGCAGAGAAUCAUCGAGAAGGCUAUGGCGCAGGGCAAGCUCUGUACAUGGAUUCUUCUGAUCAUAUCGAUUUCUCUGUUCUCUCCAAUCCCAAGCGUCGAUGCUUCGAUUCACGAGUACAGGAAGGAAUCAUUUAGUCAAAAAUCGAACGCUUUUUUCUUCCAUGGCGGCAGGGAAGGACUCCACGCUUCUAAGCCUCAGAUAACUCCGUCUUCCCCCUCCGCCGAAAAGGGAAAAUCCUUCAUUAGGUUUGAUUCUGUCACCUUUGUGAGAACAAAAGAGUCUGCUCUAAAGAAGAAUGAAAUGCAGCAGAAUACAGGAGUGGUUGAAGCUAUCAUACUGGAGGUCAAGGACAGAGAAAGAAUUGGAGGGGCAUUUCUUAAGUCUGAUGUAAUUUGUUGUAACAGAAGUCUUUCGGAGAGUGAUUCCUGCAAGCUUGGUGAGGUUAUCAUCCACAAAAACCCGGAUAACUUUGAUUGGCCUAAACGCAUCAAGACUUUCUUUGAGGGGAAUAAGGAAGAAGCUACAAUGGUUAUUGAAGAGAUUGAAAUAAAUAGUACUGGUAUGUACUAUCUCUAUUUUAUGUUUUGCGAUCCAGAACUAAGUGGUACUUUGAUCAAAGGAAGGACUGUAUGGAAGAACCCAAAUGGUUAUUUACCUGGGAAGAUGGCUCCUUUGAUGACAUUUUUUGGCAUCAUGUCUUUAGCAUACCUUCUACUUGGUCUAGGUUGGUUUCUAAAGUUUGUACAGUUCUGGAAGGAUGUCAUACAGUUGCACUACCAUAUCACUGUGGUGAUUGCCCUUGGGAUGUGUGAAAUGGCCAUCUGGUACUUUGAAUAUGCUAAUUUUAAUUCAACUGGGAGAAGACCUAUGGGUAUUACAUCAUGGGCAGUAACAUUUAGCUCGGUUAAGAAGACUGUAUCUCGCCUUCUUCUUUUGGUGGUUUCCAUGGGCUAUGGUGUGGUGAGGCCAACCCUUGGUGGAAUAACAUCAAGAGUGCUUCUUCUUGGAUUGAUAUAUUUUGUUGCAACAGAGGCACUUGAGCUGGUUGGAAACUUGGGAAACAUUAAUGAUUUUUCUGGAAAAACAAAUUUGUUUUUGUUUCUGCCUGUUGCUUGCCUGGAUGCUUGGUUUAUCCUGUGGAUCUUCUCAUCACUAUCCAAAACAUUAGAGAAACUUCAGAUGAGGAGAAACAUGGCAAAACUGGAGCUGUACCGAAACUUUACCAAUGCCCUUGCAGUGUCUGUGCUGUUGUCUAUUGCUUGGAUUGGCUUUGAGUUAUACUUCAAUGCAGCCGAUCCACUGGGUGAGUUAUGGCAAAUUGCCUGGAUCAUCCCAGCGUUCUGGAAUUUAAUUUCAUACACUCUCCUGGUGGUUAUAUGUAUCCUCUGGUCUCCUUCACGCAACCCUACUAGAUACGCGUAUAUGGAGGAGACAGGCGAGGACUCUGAUGAGGAGGGUAUUGCAUUGACAAGCGGUGCUGGGGAUGUGGAAAGGAAGGAAAGGAAAGUGUCUAGUGUGAUAGGAGAAGUUCUCGAAGAGGACAAGCGAGAAUAGAGACUAGAGUCACAGAGACAACUUUGUACAAAUAGCGAAUCCCUUUUAAAGCGUCAGUUGCACUCCCAGCCUAUGUAUGCAAAUCUUGUUACACAAUCUGUGUUGUAUGUACAAAAAUACCUAACUGGCUGAAAUACCAUGAGCAGUCAUGAAACUGAUACGAUGAAAAUUUUACAUCCGUAACCGCAUCCUUCCCAACAUUGCUGACUUAAU